AUGUCGCUUGAAGAACCCGCCGACAGCGUUGCGGAGCCGGAGCGCAGAGCUAGCACAGAGGACUGGAAAAAGGCUUUAGAUCGCGUGGUACCCUGCUGCGUUGUCCUAAAGGUGACACAGACACGGGCAUUCGAUACGGAAGCGGCUGGCUCAGCCUAUGCGACGGGCUUCAUCGUCGAUAAGCAACGCGGCCUUAUCCUGACAAACCGUCAUGUAGUUACGCCGGGUCCUAUCGUGGCGGAGUCCAUCUUUCUCAACCGGGAAGAGCUGCCGGUGUAUCCCCUCUAUUACGACCCAAUCCACGACUUCGCCUUCCUGCGGUUCGACCCAAGCCGGUUGCAGUUCAUGGAAGUUUCGGAGGUGCCCCUCGCACCGGAGGCCGCCACCGUGGGGCUUGAUAUCCGAGUCGUGGGUAACGACUCUGGCGAAAAGGUGUCUAUCCUUGCGGGCACCCUGGCACGUCUGGACCGUGACGCGCCGGUAUACGGCCGCAAGGGCUAUAACGACUUCAACACCUUUUACCUCCAGGCCGCGUCUGGGACCAAGGGCGGUUCCAGCGGCUCGCCCGUCAUCGACUGCCAAGGUCGGGCCGUGGGCCUCAAUGCCGGUGGCAAGAACAAGGCCGCCUCCGCCUACUACUUGCCCUUGGAACGCGUCGUGCGCGCGUUAAAACUUAUACAGGAUGCGUUUCGGCCGGGAACCGAAUGGCCAUGCCCCUUCAUUCCGCGUGGCGACCUGCAAACUACGUUUGUCUUCAAGGGCUUCGAUGAGGUCCGGCGCUUGGGCUUGCAGCAGGAGACUGAGCGGCGGGUGCGGAAUUCCAAGUCCGCGCCAACACCUGAAGGCCCGCAGCACUCAACCGGCAUGCUCGUGGUUGACAGUGUGGUGCCUGGGAGCCCGUGCGGUGGCAUCAUUGAGGCGGGUGAUGUGUUGGUAGAAGUCAAUGGCCAGGUGGUUACGCACUUCCUGACGCUGGAGGAGCUACUGGACAAUGCGGCACAGGAUCGCAUGGCGGGUGGUCCGGGCAAAGUGCAGCUUCUACUGGAGCGUGGCGGAAAGCCGAUCAACGCGGAGGUCGAGGUAACGGACCUUCAUUCUGUGACCCCCAAUUGCUUCCUGGAGCUGGCGGGUGGCGCCGUUCACGCUCUGAGUUAUCAGCAAGCGCGCAAUAACCGCGCAGUCGUGGGACAAGUCUACGUUGCCGAGCCUGGGUACAUGCUGGGCCGAGCCAAUGUGCCCAAGUGCGCCAUCAUCACAGCGCUGAACGGAAAGCCCACGCCGGACCUAAUCACCUUUGCGACAGUGUUGCGCACUUUGCCGCACGGUGCUCGUGCGCCGCUGGAGUACCUCACCUUCAGUGAGCGGCACCGCCGCAAGAACGCCAUCCUACAUGUCGACCGCCAAUGGUACGGCCCGCCAGUAUUUUGGACGCGUGACGACGCCGCGGGCGCAUGGCACCCAACCGUUGACUAUCCUCCGGGGGCACCCCCUCCUCCAGAGCCCAGCAUCAAGCUUAUGUCCAAUGCUGGAGGGGAGUUGUCCGGACAUCCUAACGGACAUUGCAAUGUAGUCCCUCCCAUGGACGCCGAGCAGAUGCCCGUUGCGUCGGCCACCGGCGUCGUUUCACCACGGGAAGGCAGCCUUGCGGAAAGGCAGACGCCGGAUUUGCAGGACUUUGCCCACGACUAUUUCUUGUUGCCGUUCCUUUUGUGGCGAGCCAUCUCUGCGCAUCCAAGGAUUUUGCGUUUUAGCGCUGCCAUUGCUGCCCCUGCGUGUAACGAUCUGGACGAGCUGCUGCGCUGCUGCCUAGUGCUGGUCGACAUUGAUAUCCCGCUUGUGGCGCUGAGCGACGGAGUGCACAGCCGGAGCUUCGCAGGCAACGGCCUUGUGGUAUACGCGGGCGAGCGGGUCGGACUGGUGCUAGUGGAUCGUAACACGGUGGCGGUGGGUCCUUGCGACGUCAACCUCAGCUUUGGCGCGCAUCCGGCCGAGAUUAGCGGCAGGGUACGCUUCCUACACCCUCUGCACAACUUUGCGCUGGUAUCGUAUGACCCGGCGGCUCUGCCGCCCGAAGCCCGAGCCAAGGUGCGUGCCGCGGAGAUGUUGCCCUACCCGCCACUAAAGCGCGGUGAGCCGGUGCGGCUCGUGGGCCUGACCAAGCACCUUCGGGUCAUGCAGCGGACCUCCACCGUCACGAACGCAACGGCGGCACUGACCAUCCCGAGUGCAGAGGUACCGCGCUUCCGGGCUGUUCACGAGGAGGUUAUCAAACUAGACCAAGACUUCGGCGCCACUUUCAGCGGCUGCCUCACUGAUAACCGCGGACGUGUGCGUGGUCUUUGGUGCAGCUAUUCGGAGCAGGUACAGGAAAACGGGCCUGUCGAUAAGGAGGAGCGUGAGUGGUGCGCCGGGCUGCACGCGGCAGUAUUCUUUCCCUGGGUAGAGCAGCUUGCACGGCUGCUAGACCAGGGCGCACCUGCGCCACCACCGGCUGUCAGUGUCCUGGACGCUGAGCUGGAGGCCGUACUCCUUUCGAAGGCAGCGCAGUUUGGGCUCCCAGCUGAGUGGGUAACGCGGCUGGACCAACUAGACCCAGAGCGGCGCCAGGUGCUGCGUGUGCGCUCCUGUGUCGCGCAGUCGCACGCCUCCAAGGUCCUUCGCAGCGGUGAUAUGUUGCUGGCUAUGUCAGGCCGACCAGUGACCUGCUUUCAGGACGUCGAGCGCCUCAUCAAGCAGGGUCAGCAGGGUCCAGGUUCGGCACCGGGGCGCCCAUCCAUGCACCUUACGAUAUACCGCAGCGGAUGCGUGCUCGACGUGGAAGUAGUCCUGGGUCGCGAGGAUGGGAUGGGCACGGGUCGGCUGGUGCAUUGGUGCGGUGCACAGCUUCAGGCACCUCACCGUGGCGUGCGCGAGCUGGGCUUUCUGCCGGAGGGUGCGGCGGGCGUCUACAUCAGUCGGUGGCAUCACGGUUCACCGGCGCACCGGUACGGAUUGUAUGCCCUGCAUUGGAUCCAGCAGGUCAACGGCGUGGACACGCCCGACCUGGACAGCUUCCUGGCCGCAGUGGCGGGCUGCGGCGACGGCCAGUUUGUGCGGCUCAAGGUCUGCCACCUGGAGACGACACAGCCUAAGGUACUGACCCUCAAGAUGGACCUGCAAUAUUGGCCGACCUGGGAGCUGCGGUUGGACCCCAACACAUGCACCUGGCGUCGCCUGCAGCACAGCCCGUUUCCUUUCAGGCCGGCAUCGGCCAUGACCCCGUCAUGA
Volvox carteri f. nagariensis is the source of this 3267-nucleotide messenger RNA. It is a transcript of the gene deg7, whose product is annotated as trypsin family. Bases 1 to 3267 code for a protein of 1088 amino acids. The record is from RefSeq and is a predicted model, not a curated record. The transcript is spliced from 19 exons. Gene Ontology annotation, biological process: proteolysis. NCBI's taxonomy places the organism in Eukaryota, Viridiplantae, Chlorophyta, Chlorophyceae, Chlamydomonadales, Volvocaceae. Gene Ontology annotation, molecular function: serine-type endopeptidase activity; protein binding.